Molecule: messenger RNA, 761 nt
Organism: Athalia rosae (coleseed sawfly)
Lineage: Eukaryota; Metazoa; Arthropoda; Insecta; Hymenoptera; Athaliidae
Exons: 4
Coding region: 162-632 (156 amino acids)
Source: RefSeq, a predicted model, not a curated record
ACUUCUUUCAACUUUGAAACUCGCACAGUGUGCGCAAGUUUCAGUCGGUUCGCGUUUAAUGUCGCGUUCUGAUCUCUCGUGUGAACUUUUCUUGGCACUCACAGUAGUACAUAGGCAUAUACCUGUAGGUUAUUGGUAAUAUUGAAAUUCAAUCAAGCUUAAUGCAAAACAAUUACCGAGGAAUGCGGUCAGCGGUUUCUCGGCCCGAUGACGUAAUUUUUUUGCCGCCUCGUACUCGCCUCGCGUCCAUAGUCAGCCAACACGAGCACCGGCAGCAGAAACGGGAGAAACAGAAACGGAAAGAGGAGAGAAACGAAACGGUAGUAUGUGCUCCCGGUGCUGCUGCUGCUGCUGCUGCUGCUGCUGCCUCCGAAGAUACGUAUGUACACGCAUGUCUCCUCUGUAUCCGUAUAUACACACGCAGAGAUACGCAUACAGUGUCAAUUUUAAGGAAGGGAGAUGAUAAGGUGUGCGAUGCAGGGGCCCCGGCUGGUUCCGAAUACUCCUCUCCUCUCUGCUUUUGCUUUUGCUGUCCGCAAGUGCCAGUGGGAAAGGAAUGCAAUGGCUCCUUUGAGAACAGCCGACCACCACCUUCUCCUUAUAACGCGAUUCUUCGAUGCCCGAAGGAUUAGAGGGAUGUAACAAACGAUGCUGGAUGUACUGACCGUUGUAAGAAUUAUUAGUCGAUUGAAUAUUUAUUAAAGGAUGAUUAUUUGUUCUAGUAGUUGUUGAAGUAGUUGCAGUUGUGGGUGGUGUUGUAG